AUGGGGCAGGACUCUGCUCUCCUGGCAGGUGGGAUCCCUCCAAGCGGAAGUACUGCAUGGCGCCCGGAUGGGAGGAGCUACGCACCAAGCUGGAGGAGAUACUUGUCGAACACGCCGGGGGUGACCAGAAGCUGGACAGGAUCCCUUUCCGAGAUGGCGGCGAAAGGCGAGGCUGGAUGCGGCUUGGUGGCCGAUCCAGCACUCCACGAGAAGAUGAUUGCGGCGAUGAUUGCACACCUCCGGGCGAAGUCCUCGGAGACCGGGGAGGGUGCCGUUGACCCGGGGCAACCCUUCAGACUUAGGCUCAUCGCGGCCCUGCUUCGUGAUGCUUCGGAUCCCGACUGGAAGGUCUUCUUGGAGGCGAUCGAGGGGCUCCCGGCUGACUUCUGGGCCAAGUACGGGGACGAGGCGGCGGUUUCGGCCAUCGCGGUGAUAGUCGAGGAGGGAAGGGCACUCGAGCUGCUGCUGUACGCCGAUGACGUGGAGAUCAUCGGGGGGGAUCGGAGAGGCCGGAGAGGCAUCGUCCUCUCGUACGCGAUCCUGGCAUGCCUUGGCUUCCCCUUCAAGUGGUCUAAGACUAAAGGGGGGCUGAACGUCCAGUGGGUGGGCUAUGAGACCGCCUACGGGACCUUCAAGCUGGGCAUCUCUGAGAGGCGGGCGGCCUGGCUUGCUGAGUGGACUUCGAGAAUCUCCGCGGAAGGGAAGGUCACUUGGGAUGACUUUGCGUGUGGAUUGGGGCGGCUGGGAUUUGGUGCGAAUGCCUUGUCUUGGGAACGUCCCUUUCUGGGUCCUCUCUACGCUUGGUCGGCGGCCACCCGCGGGCGGCGGGGCGCCCUUCAGCUGCCCGUGAUGCUGAGGUCCAUCCUGGCGUGGAUGUCUGGUCGCUUCAGCUCUGGAGAUCGGCUUCAAUCCCCUGUGGAGAUUCCGAUGGGGCCAAAGGCGGGCGAGCUGAGCUUCUUUUCUGACGCGAAGGCUGAGGAGGGAAGCGCUUGGGUUGGCGGCUACCUCUGGGAUGGCGACUCGGCCCUGCAAUGGUACGCACUUGAGGUCCUUGAAUCCUGGGCUCCAUGGGCUUUCAUUAAGAAGGAUUUGAAGCGCACCAUCGCGAGCCUUGAACUUCUUGGAACGCUUAUCUGCGUGAAGCUUUGGGGUGAUAGGAUGAAGCGGCAUGGGAAAG
Molecule: messenger RNA, 1177 nt
Organism: Symbiodinium sp. CCMP2456
Lineage: Eukaryota; Dinophyceae; Suessiales; Symbiodiniaceae
Source: the annotation of a GenBank genome assembly